AUGAUAAGCUUCAAGCAGCAAUCAUCAAGCAUCGGCUGGCAAUGGUCGUCAGACCUUUUCAGAUUGUCUAGCAGGCCAAUUGGAACUUCAAUGCUGGCCAACUUGAGACAAUUGCGUCAUAUCCAAAAAGCGACACGGACAAGUGUAUCUCAUACCGCAAAAUCUUCGAGAAACGUCGCUUCAAUCAAGGGGACAGUGCGUCAAUCACAAAAAGGGCAGACGGUUCAUAGCUGGAACCGCCCAUUCUCGCCUCGUUCCUUCUCUACCCCGACCAAACAUCUAAUCCCACGCCAAGUCACAUACAGCACUGCAUCCACUAUAUAUACCGAGCCUGUGAUUCAUGAUGUCUUUGAACCCACAUCUGGAACAUGGCAGUAUCUCAUCGCCGAUCCCUCAACAUCAACAGCCGUCAUCAUCGACCCAGUCCUGAACUAUGACCCUGCUACUCAGGCCGUGACUACUCACGCAGCCGAUUCCCUGCUUUCUCUUAUCAAGGGAAAGGGCUAUACGAUCGAUAAGAUUCUCGAAACGCACGCUCAUGCGGAUCAUUUGACUGCAUCAUCUUACCUUCAAAAACGUCUUGCCCAGGAUCAAAAUCUUAAGCCGCCCAUUUGCAUUGUGGAAUAUGAAGGCAUUUUUGACGUACUUUUCGACGACGAUGAGACCUUCACUAUUGGGAACCUGAGAGGAAAGGCUAUUCAUUUACCUGGCCACACACCGGAUCAUCUUGGUUACAUGGUUGGAGAUAAUCUAUUCUGCGGUGAUUCUCUUUUCCAUGUGGACAUCGGCACUGCACGCUGUGACUUCCCCGGCGGCGAUGCCAACGACCUCUUUCGUUCGGGCCGCAAGCUUCUAAGCCUCCCUGACCACUUCAAGAUCUGGACAGGUCAUGAUUAUCCACCAGAGGGACGCAGUGACCCCGUUCCUUGGGUGAGUGUACAGGAUCACAAGAAGCUGAAUAAACAUCUGAAAGAUGGUAUCAGCGAAGAAGAGUUUGUGACUUUGCGAAAGGAACGUGAUGCAGGACUGGCAGCACCCAGGCUGCUUCACCAAUCUUUGCAGAUUAACAUUCGAGCGGGACGACUUCCUUCGCCAACGAAUUUCGGUUAUCGGUUGCUUCACCUUCCAUUGAAGCUCACUGGGGAAGCAUGGUAG
Messenger RNA from Penicillium roqueforti, 1155 nucleotides. RefSeq names its product MBL fold metallo-hydrolase. Bases 1 to 1155 code for a protein of 384 amino acids. The transcript is spliced from 3 exons. Lineage: Eukaryota; Fungi; Ascomycota; Eurotiomycetes; Eurotiales; Aspergillaceae. The record is from RefSeq and is a predicted model, not a curated record. Gene Ontology annotation, biological process: glutathione metabolic process; hydrogen sulfide metabolic process. Gene Ontology annotation, molecular function: sulfur dioxygenase activity.